UCGAAACCACCGCCCCCCUCGUCUGCCUCGAUUGGUCUCGUCCACACUCGCUUAGAAUUUUAGUUGUGUGUUUAUGGCAUCGUAUUCAUUCAACGGACGGUGAAAGUCUGCCGGUCUGCGCCAGCGUCUGAUAUCAAUGGCUUUCAGGGCUCGUUUUAUUUGAAUCCCAGGACUUUUUAUCAUUUCACCUUUAAGAAACCAAUGAUGGAUAUCCUAUGGAUUUUAUGGACUCUACCGUCGGUCCUGGCUGUUGAAGAAAUGUUGAUGGACUCCACCACAGCAACCGCAGAGCUGGGCUGGACAGUAUAUCCUGUUUCGGGGACAAGUGACAGCAGUUGGGAAGAAGUGAGUGGCUACGAUGAAAACAUGAACACUAUUCGCACCUAUCAGGUGUGUAACGUAUUCGACGCCAACCAAAACAACUGGGUGCGCACCAAGUACAUCCGGCGAAGGGGGGCGCAGCGCAUUCACGUGGAGAUGAAAUUUUCAGUGCGUGAUUGUAGCAGCAUCCCAAGGGUGCCGGGUUCAUGCAAAGAAACUUUCAACCUCUAUUACUACGAAUCGGAUGCUGACGCGGCCACCAAAGUCUUCCCUCCUUGGAUGGAAAACCCUUGGAUAAAGGUGGACACCAUUGCGGCCGACGAGAGCUUUUCGCAAGUGGACCUGGGCGGACGGGUGAUGAAGAUUAACACAGAGGUUCGCAGUUUUGGCCCUGUCUCACGCAACGGUUUCUACCUAGCUUUCCAGGACUACGGCGGGUGCAUGUCGCUGAUCGCCGUGCGAGUGUUCUACCGGAAGUGCCCUCGCACGAUACGGAACGGAGCGAUAUUUCAGGAGACUCUCUCGGGGGCGGAGAGCACCUCACUGGUGGCAGCGAGAGGAGUGUGCAUCCCUAACGCAGAGGAGGUUGAUGUUCCCAUUAAACUGUACUGUAAUGGAGAUGGAGAGUGGAUGGUUCCUAUUGGCCGCUGUAUGUGUAAAGCUGGUCACGAGGCUGUGGACAAUGGGACUGUUUGCAGAGCAUGCCCCUCGGGUUUCUUCAAGACGGCUCAAGGUGAUGAGAAAUGCCUGCAGUGUCCAAUCAACAGUCGCACCACCAACGAUGGAGCUACCACCUGCGUCUGCAGAAACGGAUAUUACCGCACGGAUUCAGACCCCUUGGAGAUGCCCUGCACAACUGUGCCGUCGGCCCCUCAAAACGUAAUCUCCAGCGUCAACGAGACAUCGCUGAUGCUGGAAUGGAGUUCUCCACGGGAGACCGGCGGUCGCGACGACGUGGUCUACAACAUCAUCUGCAAGAGCUGCGGAGGAGGCAGGGGGGGCUGCACGCGCUGCGGGGACAACGUUCAGUUUGUCCCACGGCAGCUGGGACUCACAGAGACCCGGGUCUUUAUAAGCGACCUACUGGCCCACACGCAGUACACCUUUGAGGUCCAGGCCGUCAAUGGAGUAUCAGAUCAGAGCCCUUAUUCACCGCAAUAUGCAUCCGUUAACAUCACAACUAAUCAGGCUGCUCCUUCUGCGGUAUCUAUAAUGCACCAGGUCAGUCGUACAGUCGACAGCAUCACUCUUUCCUGGUCGCAGCCGGACCAGCCGAAUGGAGUCAUACUCGACUAUGAACUGCAGUAUUAUGAAAAGGACCAGACGGAACAUAACUCAUCCGUAAUAAAGAGUCAAACUAACACCGCAGUCAUCCGCGGCCUCAAACCCGGAGGUAUCUACGUGUUUCAGGUCCGAGCGCGGACGGUGGCAGGGUUCGGACGAUACAGCGGCAAGAUGUACUUUCAGACCAUGACAGAAGAAGAGUACAACACUAGCAUUCAAGAGAAACUGCCUCUCAUCAUUGGCUCAGCGGCUGCUGGUUUGGUUUUCCUCAUUGCAGUGGUGGUCAUCAUCAUUGUCUGUAACCGACGUGGGUUCGAGAGAGCGGAUUCAGAAUACACAGACAAGUUGCAACACUACACCAGUGGCCACAUGUCACCAGGAAUGAAGAUCUACAUUGACCCGUUUACCUAUGAAGACCCCAAUGAAGCCGUGAGAGAGUUUGCAAAGGAGAUCGACAUCUCCUGUGUGAAGAUCGAGCAAGUCAUCGGAGCAGGUAAAACCACUGUAUAUUCAUCUUGUGUGCCUUUCACUCUUGACCCAAACAACAAUACAACGCUCUCAACCACAGGGGAAUUUGGAGAGGUGUGCAGUGGAAACCUAAAGCUCCCAGGAAAAAGAGAGAUGUUCGUAGCCAUCAAAACGCUGAAGUCAGGUUACACAGAGAAGCAGAGGCGGGACUUCCUGAGCGAGGCGAGCAUCAUGGGGCAGUUCGAUCACCCUAAUGUCAUCCAUCUGGAGGGAGUGGUGACUAAGAGCUGCCCUGUCAUGAUCGUCACAGAGUUUAUGGAGAACGGCUCAUUGGACUCAUUCCUCAGGCAAAAUGAUGGUCAGUUCACUGUGAUUCAGCUGGUGGGCAUGUUGCGUGGAAUCGCCUCUGGGAUGAAAUAUCUGGCAGACAUGAAUUAUGUGCACCGGGACCUUGCUGCCCGCAACAUCUUAGUUAACAGUAACCUUGUGUGCAAGGUGUCUGAUUUCGGCCUCUCGCGCUUCUUGGAGGACGACACAUCUGACCCCACAUACACCAGUGCACUGGGGGGCAAGAUCCCUAUUCGAUGGACUGCCCCAGAGGCCAUCCAGUACAGGAAGUUUACCUCUGCCAGUGACGUAUGGAGCUAUGGAAUUGUCAUGUGGGAAGUGAUGUCAUAUGGAGAGCGACCGUACUGGGACAUGACCAAUCAAGACGUCAUUAAUGCCAUCGAGCAAGACUACAGGCUGCCCCCUCCCAUGGACUGCCCCAGCGCCCUUCACCAGCUCAUGCUGGACUGCUGGCAGAAGGACCGGAACAACCGGCCCAAGUUCAGCCAGAUUGUCAACAACCUGGACAAGAUGAUCCGUAACCCCAACAGCCUGAAGGCCAUGACUCCUUUGUCAUCAGGUGUGCACUUGCCCUUGCUUGACCGCAGCGUGCCCGACUUUUCCAGCUUUAGUGCUGUUGAUGACUGGCUUGAUGCUAUUAAGAUGGGCCAAUACAAAGAAAACUUCGCCAACGGCAACUUCACCAGCUUUGACCUUGUUUCCCAGAUGACUAUGGAGGACAUACUCAGGGUCGGAGUGACGCUAGCAGGUCAUCAGAAGAAGAUCCUCAACAGUGUUCAGAUGAUGAGGGCCCAGAUGAACCAGAUCCAGUCUGUUGAAGUUUGACCACCAGUGUUCCCAUUGGACUGCGAAGAGUACAAGAGGAGGAGCGGGGGCAUCGUGAAUGGACGCGAUGGGACGGCCACAGACCCAGAACCUAAUUUUCUUCCGGAUCACCUGCCUCCUCCUCCAAAACACUCUCUUCUUUAUCCGUCUCAUCAGAAAGCCCCGUUAACCCUUAGCUCUCCCUAAAGGACUCGGGAAAGCUGCGUUCGGAAGACACGGUCACAACAUCUGAUCCUUUAGCUUUAGCCUCCACCAAUCACAGGACGUCCGUUCAAUCAGCCUCCGCCUCACAUAUUUCUUUGACUCUUUUGUUUCCUUAGCAAUCAUUUUGUGUAUUUUAUUUUUAUUCCGUCUUCUUUUUUAAAGAGUUUUUGUAAAGAAUUUUUAAAAAGCUAUGAAUCUGUAUAAAAUAUAUAGAUCGGCGUACAAUUGUGGACUGAAAACUAGGUGGACUGAAUUGAAAGGCUACCCUUUAAAAGGGCAAUAAAGAAACAGGAGAUGCCCCACAA
Molecule: messenger RNA, 3755 nt
Organism: Misgurnus anguillicaudatus (oriental weatherfish)
Lineage: Eukaryota; Metazoa; Chordata; Actinopteri; Cypriniformes; Cobitidae
Source: RefSeq, a predicted model, not a curated record